Macadamia integrifolia is the source of this 1285-nucleotide messenger RNA. Its product is annotated as T-complex protein 1 subunit epsilon-like. The record is from RefSeq and is a predicted model, not a curated record. NCBI's taxonomy places the organism in Eukaryota, Viridiplantae, Streptophyta, Magnoliopsida, Proteales, Proteaceae. The transcript is spliced from 6 exons. Gene Ontology annotation, cellular component: chaperonin-containing T-complex. Bases 180 to 1244 code for a protein of 354 amino acids. Gene Ontology annotation, molecular function: ATP-dependent protein folding chaperone; ATP hydrolysis activity; ATP binding. Gene Ontology annotation, biological process: protein folding.
CGUAGCGUGCAGGAGCAGCAGAUCUCCGCUCGGCUUACCGCUCGGUGCUUACAAAUUACAAUACCUAUUACAUCCUUGUAUAUUAUGGACUACUACUAGUGAAGAGUACCAAAGACUUAGGGCUCACGAACGAGCCACCACCCACCCUUCUCUGCUUCUAAAAGUUGAUUGAAGGGAAAAUGGCGUUAGCCUUCGAUGACUAUGGGCGGCCGUUCAUCAUAAUAAGGGAGCAAGAGCAGAAGACCAGAUUGAGGGGUUUAGAUGCACAGAAGGCCAACAUUUCGGCCGGCAAGGCCGUCGCUCGCAUACUCCGCACUUCGCUUGGCCCUAAGGGCAUGGACAAAAUGCUCUCCAGCCCUGACGGCGAUGUUACCAUCACAAAUGAUGGUGCAACAAUCCUGGAGCAGAUGGAUGUUGACAAUCAGAUUGCGAAGCUUAUGGUUGAAUUAUCCCGGAGUCAAGACUAUGAAAUUGGUGAUGGAACUACCGGAGUAGUUGUCAUGGCUGGUGCACUUCUUGAGCAGGCUGAAAAACUAUUAGAACGUGGUAUUCAUCCUAUUCGUGUUGCAGAGGGCUUUGAGAUGGCUUCAAGAAUAGCUGUUGACCAUUUAGAGCGUAUUUCUCACAAGUUUGAGUUUGGCAUUUCAAACAUUGAAUCUUUAGUCCAGACUUGCAUGACAACCUUAUCCUCAAAAAUUGUGAAUCGGUGCAAGCGCUCUUUAGCUGAGAUUGCUGUUAAAGCAGUUCUUGCUGUUGCUGAUCUGGAGCGGAAGGAUGUUAACUUGGACUUAAUUAAGGUUGAGGGCAAAGUAGGGGGGAAACUAGAAGACACAGAACUAAUUUAUGGCAUUCUUGUUGACAAGGAUAUGAGCCAUCCACAGAUGCCAAAGAGAAUUGAAAAUGCGAAAAUAGCUAUUCUUACCUGCCCUUUUGAGCCACCAAAGCCCAAGACUAAGCAUAAGGUUGACAUUGACACAGUGGAAAAAUUCCAAACCUUACGUCAACAAGAGCAGAAAUACUUUGAUGAUAUGGUUCAGAAAUGCAAGGAUGUUGGUGCAACCCUGGUUAUUUGCCAGUGGGGAUUUGAUGAUGAAGCGAAUCACUUAUUAAUGCAUCGGAACUUGCCUGCUGUACGAUGGGUUGGUGGAGUUGAGUUAGAGUUGAUUGCAAUAGCUACAGGUGGAAGAAUUGUGCCAAGGUUCCAGGAGUUGACACCUGAAAAGCUGGGAAAGGUAAUAUUGUAGCCUCUAUGGUCUUUGAAUCAGAUAAACAUUAUCUGUAAAUU